Molecule: messenger RNA, 4416 nt
Organism: Passer domesticus (house sparrow)
Lineage: Eukaryota; Metazoa; Chordata; Aves; Passeriformes; Passeridae
Gene: ANO2
Product: anoctamin 2
Exons: 25
Coding region: 525-3365 (946 amino acids)
Biological process (GO): chloride transmembrane transport
Cellular component (GO): plasma membrane
Molecular function (GO): intracellularly calcium-gated chloride channel activity; protein dimerization activity
Source: RefSeq, a predicted model, not a curated record
GAGCUUGUUUCUAUCCAUAGUAAUUCCUCCAGAAUAUUUACAGAAUGAGAACAUGUAAGGCCAGAUGUCAUAAAAGCUUACAGGGUGGAAUGAGGUCAGGCUGCAUCUGAAGCAGAAGCCCCUGAGGCGCUGCUGUACCAGGAACUGUCAAAUGUGGAAUGCAUUCAAAACAAAACAUUUUGGUUCAAUUGGUCUAAUUUGGGAAGUUGAAAAGCUUUUGGGAGGACAGGAGUCCUCCACAUACAGAUAUGGCAAUUGCAUUUCCAUGAAGAAUCUUGUUCUGACUGGUAGUCCCUGACUGCCUCACUAGUUUACCAGUGUUAAUCUCAGACUUUGCUCUACCCUCCUCACACCCAACUCUCAAUGGACAGAAGACAACAAAAUCAGCAAGGGACUCUUUUUCAGCCUACAACAGCAAAUACCUUACUGUUCCUCAGAACCGGACUUCCUGGCACAGAAGUGGGACCAUUGGAGCUCUUGAAGCAUCAGUGGUGUCCUACAGAGGAUCUAUUAUCAACAACUACAUGGAAGGGACCCAGGCAGGGGCAAGGGACAAGGCCUCCCCGAGUGGCUUGCACUUCAGGGACAGCAAGAGGAAGGUCGACUACGUCUUGGCCUACCACUACCGCAGACGCCUGGCCCAGCAUGUGCCCGGUGCCGCCUCCCCGGAGCCGAGGUGUGGAUCUGCCUCUGUGACCCUAGUUUCGAACGGAGGCACCGGGAAGGGCUGCACCGAGCCCCAGCAGCAGGACGAUGGCCAGCAUGCCCUGCAGGAGUGGCCGGGGCUGCCCGGCCUGGAGGUGGUGGAGCUCAGCCCGCUGGACGCCUUGGAGGAGGAGAGGCGGCUGCAGCGGGAGGAGUACGAACACAACCUGCUGGAAGCAGGGCUGGAGAUCGAGAAAGACCCCGAGAACAAGAGCCAAGGACUAAGUUUUGUCCGUAUACAUGCACCGUGGCAAGUCCUCAGUCGAGAAGCAGAACUCCUUAAAAUAAAAAUGCCCACUAAAAAGAUGUAUGAAAUCACAGAAGAAAAGGGAAUACUCAAAACGUUAAAUGAAAUAUGGUGCAAAUUGACUGAACCUCUGCAACCCCAGGUGCCACAGCAAGAAAAUACCAAGAUGAAAACCUUGUCUUACCCAUUUUCCAGAGAAAAAAUAUAUUUGUAUAACAUCAAAGACAAAGACACCUUUUUUGACAAUGCAACCCGCAGCCGCAUAGUGAGGGAAAUUUUGAAGCGCACAUCUACAAAGGCCAGAAACAGCAUGGGCAUUGGCACGUUAAUAGCAAACAAUGUUUAUGAUGCAGCCUACCCACUUCAUGAUGGUGAAUAUGAAGGCCAAAAUGAUGACAUGAAUGAAAGAAAGUUGCUGUAUCAAGAAUGGGCAAGAUAUGGAGUUUUUUACAAGUUUCAGCCUAUUGAUCUCAUAAGGAAGUAUUUUGGAGAAAAGAUAGGACUUUAUUUUGCAUGGCUGGGUUUAUACACAGAAUUCCUCAUUCCAUCUUCAGUAGUUGGGAUUAUUGUAUUUCUAUAUGGAUGUAUAACCAUUGAAAGUGACAUUCCUAGCAAAGAGAUGUGUGACCAACGCAAUGCAUUCACCAUGUGCCCGCUGUGUGACAAGUUCUGUGAUUACUGGAACCUCAGCUCUGCCUGUGCCACCGCUCGAGCGAGUCACUUGUUUGACAACCCUGCCACAGUUUUCUUCUCCAUCUUUAUGGCUCUCUGGGCUACCAUGUUCCUUGAACAAUGGAAGCGCUUGCAGAUGAGAUUGAGUUACUUCUGGGAUCUAACUGGACUGGAAGAAGAAGAGGAACAUCCCAGACCAGAGUAUGAAACCAAACUGCUGCAGAAAAAGCUGAAAAAUAAAAACAUCACAACAGAAAGUUCAAAUGAGAAUGAAAAGGAGAAACUGACAUGGAGUGACCGCAUGCCUGGAUAUGCAGUGAACUUUGGACUGAUUAUAUUUAUGAUCAUGCUGGCAUUUUCAGCAGUGUUUGGUGUCAUUGUGUAUCGAAUCACGACAGCAGCAGCCUUGUCCUUCAGCACAAAUGAGACAACCAGGUCCAAUGUUCGAGUGACUGUGACUGCCACUGCUGUCAUCAUUAACCUUGUGGUGGUCCUCAUCCUGGACGAAAUUUACGGAGCUGUGGCCAAAUGGCUGACAGAAAUUGAAAUACCAAAAACAGAGAAAACUUUUGAGGAAAGACUGAUUUUGAAGGCAUUCCUAUUGAAGUUUGUGAAUUCUUAUGCAUCAAUUUUUUAUGUUGCCUUUUUUAAAGGAAGGUUUGUUGGCCGUCCUGGUCAUUAUGUGUAUGUGUUUGAAGGUUAUAGGAUGGAAGAGUGUGCUCCAGGAGGGUGUCUGAUGGAACUCUGCAUUCAGCUGAGCAUUAUCAUGCUUGGAAAGCAACUGAUUCAAAACAAUCUCUUUGAAAUUGGAAUCCCGAAGCUCAAGAAGCUCUUUAGGAAGCUGAAGGAUGAAAGAACUGAGGUAAAGGAAAUGGACACCAACCAAUCCAAGGAUCCUCAGCAAUGGCAUCUUGACUACAUCUUGGAACCUUUCACUGGGCUGACUCCAGAAUACAUGGAAAUGAUUAUCCAGUUUGGCUUUGUCACGCUCUUUGUUGCCUCCUUCCCUCUGGCUCCUGUCUUUGCCCUUCUGAACAACAUCAUCGAGGUUCGUCUUGAUGCAAAAAAAUUUGUUACUGAGCUGAGGAGGCCAGACACAGUGAGAGAAAAGGAUAUAGGUAUUUGGUAUAACAUCUUGAGUGGUAUUGGAAAACUUUCAGUGAUUAUUAAUGCUUUUGUCAUUGCUGUCACCUCCGAUUUCAUCCCGCGCCUUAUGUAUCAAUAUGUAUACAGUCAGAAUGGGACCAUGCAUGGCUUCAUCAAUCACACCCUCUCAUACUUCAAUGUCAGCCAGCUCAAGGCUGGGACACAGCCAGAAAACUCCCUGUUUGCACAGGAAGUUUCAUUCUGCAGGUUCAAAGACUACAGAGAACCACCUUGGUCCCCACGCCAGUACGAGUUUUCUAAGCAGUACUGGGCAGUCUUGUCCGCUCGCUUGGCUUUUGUGAUUCUAUUUCAGAACCUGGUGAUGUUCCUCAGUGUUCUGGUUGACUGGAUGAUCCCUGAUAUCCCCAAGGACAUCAGUGAACAGAUCAAAAAGGAGAAGACCGUGCUUGUUGACUUCUUCCUGAAGGAAGAGCAUGAAAAGCUGAAGCUGAUUGAAAGCUUUAUUGCACACGACAAGCGGAAACACAGGAGUGGGACCAAAGGCAGAAGGACCAGGGCUGCCAGCUUCUCCCAGUGUCACCGCAGCCCCCAGGGCAGCUUCACCUCCUUCAGCUCACAGCACACGGUGGUGUGAUUCCUGAGGGAAGGCAACAGCCUUUGCUUGCCUCUGCUUACUGCAUGAUGUGAUUCUGAGCCUAAAACAAGAGAAAGAGAGACGAGAAGGGAAGGGAGCAAAGGGAGGCUCUUUUGUUUCCUUAGAAUCUCCAGAUGUGACUGGCUCUGUUACAAUUUAAAUGCCCUCUGGGCUGCAGCAUUUCCAGUUUUCUUUGCUGUGAGAUAAGGGCUGUAUUGGGGCUGUAGCUGGUUCCUGUGGUGACGAUGCAUUCGAGCUGGGGAGGCAUGCAGGAAUUCUGGCAGGAAUUCUCCUGGCAACCAUCCCUCCUCCUGCAGAUGCCCGUGGGGCAUGGGGCACUCCUGCUUUAGUCUCUAUCCUUGGGCAGGUUGGACUGACUGUGGAGAAGGACUGACCAUGGAGAAGUGCACACACCUCAUGGUCUCAUUGGCUGUAGCUGCCAGAAGAGGGUUUGCAAACAUGUGGAGUCUGAAGGAGUCUUUGUGCCUUCCUAACCUACACUGCCAGAGGGUGCCACCUCUGGAGGGCACACGGGGCUCUGGGAGAUGUGGGAACAGAAGGAAUUUAAAUCACUGGACACUUGCAUCUAUGGAUAUAUUGUGCUUUGCUUAGCAGGAGCUGGAAUGGAUGUGCUGGUGAGCAGGGAGGCUGUCAGAAUGGCUGAAGCUGCCAGAACCAGGGAAGAUCCUUAGCACCCAUUGUCCUGAACAAAAAGCUAAAAACCAAACUUUGCAUAUUUGAUUCUCCUCUCACUUAGACUUGGAAUUCAGCCAGUGUCAAGAAGAAUCAUGCCACUGAACCACCAGUGCAAAGCUAAGGAGUGAGAAUGGAAUCAAGAAAAUCAAUCAUGUAAAUCAUGUGGCAUCUCCAUGUACACUGAAUGUAAAGUAACGAAAAUUGCUGCUGUUGUGAUUUACUGUAAAGUAAAAUAUUUUGCAGAACUGCAUUUCCCUGGAAGAUAAAUAUAUUCAAUAACGAAGCUUUCACCUACAAGCAUUUAAGGAACAACAUUACUCUGUCAUGAAUGAAAAUUAAACUUUCUUUAAAAAUC